This is a messenger RNA of Anoplophora glabripennis (Asian longhorned beetle), 900 nucleotides long. RefSeq names its product transmembrane protein 170A. The record is from RefSeq and is a predicted model, not a curated record. The transcript is spliced from 2 exons. Lineage: Eukaryota; Metazoa; Arthropoda; Insecta; Coleoptera; Cerambycidae. Bases 259 to 639 code for a protein of 126 amino acids.
UGUCAAACUGACAACAUAGUUUUUUAAACAAAUGUAUUAAUACUCUAGAUAUUUUAAAAUGUUUAAUGAGUACUGUAGCAGUUCAGUGGUGAAUGCAUCAGUAAGAUAUUAAAUAGCAAUAAUAUUAAAUAUGAUAAACGAUUAGACAUAAAUUAUUAAGUUGGAAGGGUGAGGUUGACUUGAGUGGUUCACAAUGGAAGAACCCAACUAUGAAACGGAUAGUAUUACAUAAAUUUAUAUAAUAGAUUUAAGAAAAAAAUGUCCAAAGGCCCCGAUUUGGAUUCUGUUAACCCGGGCCUUUGGCCACAACAGGCCGAAGUGCUCAAUACUUUCUCCAAGAUGUGGUACCACGUCUUCCUAUGGGCCUUGUUUUCAUCUAUAUUAGUGCAUACGAUUGCAGGAUUAAUUGCAUUCUUAACUUUAAGGAAACAUAAAUUUGGUAAAUUUUUCCCGAUCGCAAUAUUACUCAUGGGCGUGAUAACACCCGCUGUAACAGGGAUUGUAAGCAGCGCCGCUAUCGCUUUCGUAUACAGAGCAUCGAGUUUACCAAUGAAUCCGCUUUAUGCCCUUUUUUGGGGCUGCGGUCAGACAGUCAUCACAGGUUGCAUGGGUUUUACAAGAAUUCUCGCCAUGCUUUAAGGAUGAGUGGCAAAACGGACUCACUAAGUGAUUUUUUAGAUAAUUUAAAAAUACAUAAAUGUGAUGGUGCUACAUGCAUAUAGUUAGAAUUGUAAUACAGAUUUUAUAUGAUUUCUAUAUAGUUUGUUUGUAAAUUAAACUUCGGUGUAUACAGUUAUAUUACGGUUAACUUUAUAAAACACGUAGUAAUAUUGUUUUGUAUAUAUGCACUGUACAAAUACUAGAAGAGUAAGAAUAUAAAUAAAGUCAUAUGCCUAAGUC